AUGGAAGAAGAGAAGAUGAAUCUGAGACUUGACAUGAAUGUUCAGAAGCUAGAAACCGAGAAAUUAAGAAAAAGAAAUGAUAAGGCUGAGAGAGAUUUGGAUAGUUUGAAAACAGACUAUAAGAGGUUGCGUUGUUCGAUGAAAGCUGCUGGGCUUGGAAAAACUUCAGAGCAGUGGUGUCAGGAAAUUCAAGAGGAAAAGAUCAAGGCUGAUAGAUGGGAAAGGAAGUUCCAGGAUGCCCAAAUGCGAAAUGAGACCCUGGAGAAGAGUUUGUCAGAAAGCCGAAAUGAAAAGGGUGAGCUAAAAGCUAGAGUGGCUGAGCUUGAGAAGAUUCUGUAUCAAUAUCGAAACCGUAAUUCUGUAAUGGAGCUAAGGGCGAGCUUAGACAAGAUUGAGCAAAUGAAAAGAAGAGUGGAAGAAUUGGAAAUGGCACUACAAAACUGUGAAAUACGGAUUGAAUCCCUUAAAGCUAGUGAAGAGCCAAAAAACCUGUCAGCUAAACAUCGUUACGGUACCCGAGCUAAGACAAAAGACAUGGACCAAAGGUUAGAAAAACUCGAACAAUUGCAAAGGGAGAUGCAGGACCAGCUACAAGCGCAAAUGCAAGAGCGGUUGGAUAAGUUCCAACGAAAAAUGACGGACAAGAUAGUAGAAUUCCAAGACAGCAUGAUGGCCAAGUUGACCCAACUGUUGACUGGGGUAGUGAUAAAGGGAAAGGCCCCAUGA
Gossypium raimondii (Peruvian cotton) is the source of this 726-nucleotide messenger RNA. RefSeq lists its product as uncharacterized. The transcript is spliced from 2 exons. NCBI's taxonomy places the organism in Eukaryota, Viridiplantae, Streptophyta, Magnoliopsida, Malvales, Malvaceae. The record is from RefSeq and is a predicted model, not a curated record. Bases 1 to 726 code for a protein of 241 amino acids.